GGGAACUGGAUGCGUUAGAGGGCAGCCAGUCAAUAUGAUUCUUCUUGCUGUGCUUUUUCUCUGCUUCAUUUCCUCAUAUUCAGCUUCUGUUAAAGGUCACACAACUGGUCUCUCAUUAAAUAAUGACCGGCUGUACAAACUCACAUACUCCACUGAAGUUUUUCUUGAUCGGGACAAAGGAAAACUCCAAGACAGUGUGGGCUACCGAAUUUCAUCCAACGUGAACGUUGUCUUACUGUGGAGGAAUCCUGAUGGUGAUGAUGAUCAACUGAUCCAAAUCACGAUGAAGGAUGUAAAUGUUGAAAAUGUGAAUCAGCAGAGAGGAGAGAAGAACAUUUUCAAAGGAAAAAGUCCACCCAGCAUCAUAAGAAAGGGAAACUUGAAAGCUUUACAAAGACCUGUCCUCCUUCAUCUAAUCCAUGGAAAGGUCAAAGAGUUCUACUCAUAUCAAAAUGAGCCGGUGGCCAUAGAAAAUAUUAAGAGAGGCCUGGCUAGCCUAUUUCAGACGCAGUUAAGCUCUGGAACCACCAGUGAGGUAGAUAUUUCCGGGGAUUGCAAAGUGACCUACCAGGCUCAUCAAGACAAAGUGACCAAAACUAAGGCCUUGGAUUCAUGCAAAAUAGAGAGGUCUGGAUUUACAACCCCAAAUCAGGUCUUGGGUGUCACUUCGAAAGCCACAUCUGUCACUACCUAUAAGAUAGAAGACAGCUUUGUUGUAGCUGUGCUCGCAGAAGAGACACAUGCUUUUGGGCUGAACAGUCUACAAACUAUUGCAGGCAAAAUAGUAUCAAAGCAGAAAUUAGAGCUGAGGACGACUGAAGAAGGCCCAAGACUAAUGCCUGGAAAGCAAGUUGCAGCCGUAAUUAAAGCAGUUGAUUCCAAGUAUGUGGCCCUUCCCAUUGUGGGACAGGUCUUCCAGAGCGAGUGCAAAGGAUGCCUUUCUCUCUCAGAGCACUGGCAGGCCACCAGAAACCACCUGCAGCCCGACAGCCUCUCCAAAGCUGAGGCUGUCAGGAGCUUCCUGGCCUUCAUUCAGCACCUCAGGACUGCAAAGAAAGAAGAGAUUCUCCAGAUCCUAAAGGCUGAAAGCAAGGAAGUACUUCCUCAGCUGGUGGAUGCUGUCACGUCUGCUCAGACUCCAGACUCAUUAGAUGCCAUUUUGGACUUUUUGGAUUUCAAAAGUGACAGUAGUGUUAUCCUCCAGGAGAGAUUUCUCUAUGCCUGUGGAUUUGCCUCCCACCCCAAUGAAGAACUCCUGCGAGUCCUCAUUAGUAAGUUCAAAGGUUCCUUUGGGAGCGAUGACAUCAGAGAAACUGUUAUGAUCAUCAUUGGGGCCCUCGUCAGGAAGCUGUGUCAGAACGAAGACUGCAAACUCAAAGCAGUGGUAGAAGCAAAGAAGUUAAUCCUGAGAGGACUUGAAAAAGCAGAGAAAAAAGAGGACACCAUGAUGUACCUGCUGGCUCUGAAGAAUGCCCUGCUUGCGGAAGGCAUCCCACUGCUUCUGAAGUACGCAGAGGCAGGGGAAGGACCCAUCAGCCACCUUGCUACCACUGCUCUCCAGAGAUUCGAUGUCGCUUUCAUAACUGAUGAGGUGAAGAAGACUUUAAACAGGAUAUACCACCAGAAUCGUAAAGUUCAUGAGAAGACUGUGCGCACUACUGCAGCUGCUAUCAUUUUAAAUAACAAUCCAUCGUACAUGGAAGUGAAGAACAUCCUGCUCUCUAUUGGGGAGCUGCCCAACGAAAUGAAUAAAUACAUGCUGUCCAUUGUUCAAGACAUUCUACGUUUUGAAAUGCCUGCAAGCAAAAUGGUCCGUCGAGUUCUGAAGGAAAUGGUUGCUCAUAAUUAUGACCGUUUCUCCAAGAGUGGAUCGUCUUCUGCCUAUACUGGCUACAUGGCACGUAGUCCCCACUCGGCAGCUACUUACAGCCUUGACAUUCUUUACUCUGGUUCUGGCAUUCUAAGGAGAAGUAACCUGAAUAUCUUUCAGUGCCUUGGGAAGGCUCAUCUUCACAGUAGCCAGGUAGUCAUUGAAGCCCAAGGACUGGAGGCCCUAAUUGCAGCCACUCCCGAUGAGGGGGAGGAGAACCUUGACUCCUACGCUGGCAUGUCAGCCAUCCUCUUUGAUGUUCAGCUCAGACCUGUCACUUUUUUCAAUGGAUACGGUGAUUUGAUGUCCAAAAUGCUGUCAGCAUCUAGUGACCCUAUCAGUGUGGUGAAAGGACUUAUUCUGCUAAUAGAUCAUUCCCAGGAGCUUCAGUUGCAAUCUGGACUGAAGGCCAAUAUGGAGGUCCAGGGUGGUCUAGCUAUUGAUAUUUCAGGGGCAAUGGAGUUUAGUCUGUGGUAUCGUGAGUCUAAAACCCGAGUGAGAAAUCGGGUGGCUCUGGUAAUAACUGGUGAUAUCACUGUGGACUCCUCUUUUGUGAAAGUUGGCCUGGAGGUCAAUGCAGAAACAGAAGCAGCCAUGGAGUUUAUCUCCACAGUGCAGUUUUCUCAGUACCCAUUCUUAGUUUGCAUGCAGAUGGACAAGGAUGGAGCGCCAUUCAGGCAAUUUGAGACAAAGUAUGAAAGGCUGUCCACAGGCAGAGGUUACGUCUCUCGGAGAAGAAAAGAAAGGCUGGUAGCAGGGUCUGAAUUCCCACUCCACCAAGAGAACUCUGAGAUGUGCAAGGUGGUUUUUGCCCCUCAGCCUGAGAGUAAUUCCAGCAGUUGGUUUUGAAACUGAUGAGUAAUGUUUCACUUGACUCUGUCUCCCCAGAAGGGGUAGAAUGUGACAUGCCAAAGUACUUGCUCUUUGAGAGCACAGUGUUUACAUAUUUACCUGUAUUUAAGAUUUUUGUAAAAAGCUAUGAGAAACCUCAAAUGGUUAAAUUUGGGCCUAUUCAGUAUACUACCUACAGUGUCAAUUUUGAGCCAACAUAUGUGACAGUUUUAGCAACAAUCUAA
This is a messenger RNA of Ceratotherium simum simum (southern white rhinoceros), 2946 nucleotides long. It is a transcript of the gene MTTP, whose product is annotated as microsomal triglyceride transfer protein. Gene Ontology annotation, biological process: lipoprotein metabolic process; cholesterol homeostasis; lipid transport. Gene Ontology annotation, cellular component: endoplasmic reticulum; Golgi apparatus; basolateral plasma membrane. The record is from RefSeq and is a predicted model, not a curated record. Gene Ontology annotation, molecular function: lipid binding. NCBI's taxonomy places the organism in Eukaryota, Metazoa, Chordata, Mammalia, Perissodactyla, Rhinocerotidae.